Molecule: messenger RNA, 595 nt
Organism: Branchiostoma floridae (Florida lancelet)
Lineage: Eukaryota; Metazoa; Chordata; Leptocardii; Amphioxiformes; Branchiostomatidae
Product: E3 ubiquitin-protein ligase Midline-1-like
Exons: 4
Coding region: 59-595 (178 amino acids)
Biological process (GO): positive regulation of DNA-templated transcription
Cellular component (GO): chromatin; nucleoplasm
Molecular function (GO): ubiquitin-protein transferase activity
Source: RefSeq, a predicted model, not a curated record
AAAACCUAGUCAAAACAGUUUGAGAGCACUCUUCAGAGUACCUGGUCAACUGUUCAUCAUGGGAGACCUAAAGGAGGAACUGACGUGUCCGGUGUGUUUGGAGCUGUUCACCUGUCCGAUACAACUGCCAUGUCAUCACAACCUGUGUCGCAGGUGUGCAGAAGAUGUACUUCAUCCUGAGACGGAUUCUAGUCGGGACGAUGGAGAAGUAGCGGCCCUCUCGGCAGCAGGUGCACCCAGCCCCGAGGACACCCCGGACACCUUCCCCUGCCCGAUAUGCCACGAUGAAGUCAGCUUAGACGGACGCGGGUUGGACGGACUGAAGAAGGAUUUGCUUCUUCAGCACAUAGUGGACAGGUAUGUGGCACAGAAGAAGAAAGAUGAGAAGAUUCCAUGCCAGCUCUGCAAAAGGCCUGCCAAGAUGGCGGCCAAAAGCUGCCUGGAGUGUAAGGUGUCUUACUGUGAACAGUGCCUGGCAGUCACGCACCCUAACCACGCGCCGUUUACGGAACACGAACUCGUCGAUCCAAGGACAACUUUUGACGAGGUCAGUAUCGCAUCAUUUUUGGCGACGCCUCAGGAGCGGAGCCUGUGA